Molecule: messenger RNA, 1578 nt
Organism: Yarrowia lipolytica CLIB122
Lineage: Eukaryota; Fungi; Ascomycota; Dipodascomycetes; Dipodascales
Source: RefSeq, a predicted model, not a curated record
AUGUACACCCUACUCCCCAACCAAGCAGGAGGACCACCACCAAUCCAUGUGAAGCUCACAGCCGAGAUUCUGGAGCAAAUACAAAACGCCGGCGGCAAGGGCCUCACGGUCUCUCUGUCGGGAACCACCCCAUGCAUCAAAAUCGACAACACAACGUUUGCGGCCCACAUGUCGCAGGAGCCUUCGUUCCACUCGCUAUACCAACGGAAAGGCGACUCACUGCAGUCGCUGGGCCAGAUUGGCCAGAAGCUCGUGCUCAAGCGGUCCUCCGAGUCCCCCAAACGCCCCACUAACUCUGCAUCUGCAUCUGCAUCACCUCGAAUGAGAGUCACCCCAUCGCCCUCCCCUCAGCCCAAAUCGCAUCCCUCCUCGCCCGUCGUGAAGACGAAAAACCGCACGCUCAACAUUCCUGUGAGCAAGCCGCUGUCACGUGAGUCGCUCUCCUCGCUGCCCAUGCGGGUUCUGCAUCUGUUGGCUCUGCAACCCACGUCUCCAGAGGUUGUGGCUAACCGCACGAAGAACUCGCUGGCAGACGUGACGGCGCUGUGCAAGGAAUAUGGUGUGCAGGUCGCCUCAGGGAGCUACAAGCUUGCCGACAAGUACUUCAAGGACCUGCGGUGCUGGGACUGGAAGCCGUACUCGGAAGACGAACGGCUCAAGGUGGUGCAAGCCUCGCGCGAGGCAUUUGACCGGCUUAGUCUGCCGGACGACCACCCGGCCCGACGCAAUUUGAUUGACCCCAAGAUCCGAAGAGAGCGAGAACAGCAACAGGCUCGAGAGCGAGAACGGGAACGAGAGAGAGAAAGGGAGAGAGAACGAGAGAGAGUGGAGAAGGAAAAGUCGGACAGAGACUCACGAACCUCUCGAGAGUCAUCCUCAUCGUCCUCCACUCCUCCAGCUGAAGCUGGUCCUGCUACCAAGCGAGGAGGGGGUAUCCUGGUGACCAAGCAGCCUCUCAAGAAACGUAAGGCUGCUACCACAGCCGAGUCUGACCCUGUCAAGAAGACUGCUGCUGCCAAGAAGCCUCCAACGUCAUCUACGACAAGUACAGUGAACCGAGAGACCAUCACAAAGACCUCCCCAUCCUCUUCCUCCACAGCCAAGGCAUCCCCUGCUCCUUCUACAGCUUCUACCAAGGCGGGUGCAACGAGCACGACCUCCAAAUCGUCACCCGCCCCUUCGUCAGUGGCAAAAUCGUCACCUGCACCUGUGGCCAAGUCGUCUCCUGCUUCUUCUGCAGCCAAGUCGUCACCCGCACCUGUGGUCACCACAACCAGCUCUGCGACCUCGUCCUCGGCGUCGCCCGCUCCCCACUACCUCUCAUUGGCGCGCCAGUUCAAGGAGUCAUACGAUGAGUACGUGAAAAUGUACAAAACUGUGGCCAAGCAGCCCGGCAGCGACAUGAAGAAGUUGCUGAUGAUGCACCGACAGCUGGAGACGUGGAAAAAGGAGCUGUGGGCUUACGACAAGGGCCGUAGCUCCGAACAGAUGCGUCAGAGAUCUCCCGCAGUGAAAUCUGACCGUAAGGCCGUGAGCACCAAGGACCGGCUGUUUGGCAUGAAAAAGGUGACCACUUGA